AUGUCAAACACACAAACCUCGCAAAGACACACUCUCUCGGGAAAUAGUAACUUGCGCAACACAGACUAUACUGAUCCUGCGGCGCAAGUGAACCAAGGCAUCAUUGACGGCAGACCUGAAGGUCAGCAGCCACGCGCAGCGCCUGUUACCCUUGAUACUUAUGUUGACGAGGACGCAUCGGCUAAUACACCUCUUGUGACUCGGGCUUCAGAUACGCUAGUUGGAGCUACCUCAGCUGAUGUCCACGACGGUCUUGGCCAUCCUGGCCAGGGGAUGUCGAGCAAAGAGUUGAGACAUGAUGGUCAACCAGGGCGGAAGCGGCAUGGGCAGGGGACGAUCAGUUCGGUCAGGGGCUGGCAGGGAAUGGUUUCAAGAAGUUGGAUGGUGCGAGUGAGCGUAGAUUUGUUGCCGCAGAGUCUGACCUUAGGGGAGAGUAAUCGUCAUCAAUCUUUGACAGCGCAGACAAUGACUUGCUGCGAGUAUGAAAUAUAA
Messenger RNA from Suillus subaureus, 492 nucleotides. RefSeq lists its product as uncharacterized. The record is from RefSeq and is a predicted model, not a curated record. The coding region runs from base 1 to 492 and encodes 163 amino acids. The transcript has 2 exons. NCBI's taxonomy places the organism in Eukaryota, Fungi, Basidiomycota, Agaricomycetes, Boletales, Suillaceae.